GUGGCGCAAGACAUGUACACACGCGCGCACACACACACACGCGCGCACAGAGUGUGUGGGUUUGUAAAAUCGUAGAAGUAUACUUAUAUUAUGCGUACAUCCAUCAAUAGGUAUGACUAAAUAAGUAGUGGUCAAAAAAAUCCUUAUCAUCAUAAUCAUCACCAUCAUUAUUGUAAAUAAUAACAAGAAGAGAACGAAAAACCACAUUUAUGUAGCAAUUCGUGCUAUUUUUAAGACAGACUUUCAUAUGAGGUUUGCCUGUUUGCAUUUGACUCUGGUUUGGUUUAGCUAACAUAAUUACAGAUUACAGUGUUUAAGUACGAGCUCUCGCUAACUUUUUUUGCCCGGAGGAAACGCAGUAAUCAGCCUUGCAAUGCAAUUUCCUGUCGAAGAGUCUGGAGCUGUCUCCAAGACCUGGAUCCGAUAGAAGGGAGGCGAGAAUGCGAGGGUGAGAGAGGAAGAACUAGAAAGAUAGGGCGAAAGACUUGGGGAUUGAAGAAUAAAUAGAGAGGACAGAAGAAAACAGAGGUAAUAAAAAGGAAUGCAGUCGCAGAAAUUGAGAGCGCUGUCAAGUCUGUCGAGGGGCUGAACGAAUUCUACACGGGACAAAGAUCCUCUUCAGGGCGCUAGCAAUCUCAGAUCGGCAGCAGCGUUUCGGAGAAAAGUUGACCGAACUAAAAAGUUUUGGAAGGACCGAGAAAGUUGUUGAAACCAACGGUAUUAAAUUGUACUUUAGAUGCGCGCGUGAACGAGGCAAAUGGAGAAGAAGAGACGGCUUAUCGAACACGGGACGGGACGGUAAAAAAAGAAGUCUUAAGGAAAACUGGAAAUCACAUUUCGGAGAAAGGAGUUAGAAUGAAUUAGUGCAAUAUCAGUGAGUAUUGCUGCAGCAUCAAGCUCAGGAACAGAUGUCGGCGGACGGGAGCCCAGGCGCGGGUUUGGAUGGACCUCCCCGCGAGGCUUGCUGUACCCCACAGCAUCCGUCCCAAACACCUGGCCCAGAAGCUGAGGAGAGCAGUGAGUCCCAGGGCCUUAUGGGAAACCCCACAGAAAUGCAGGAGGUCUCAGAGAAUGGACACAGCACCAGCCUGUCGCCAGAGUCCGGCUUCUCAACACCAAACGCCAGCGUCACCUGUCAGCCCCAGGCCCGAUCGACCCCUCUGGUCCUCCCGCUGGACAGCUCGUCAGAUUCGACCAGCCUGCUACAGAACGGGGUGGGGUGCCCCCCCCCGCAGCCGAACGGGGUGAGGAACGGUGGAACCCGCACCCCCCCGCUCGCCGGACCCCCCCCGCGCCCCGCCUCGCAGAAGAACCCGCGCAAGCUGCAGUCCAACCCGUCAAUCACCAGUCACAUGAGCAAGAAGAGCAAGAGCAGCUCCAAAUCGGGGGGGUCGCAGAUCCCCAACGAAGCGCGGGACGACUGCUGUGUGCACUGCAUCCUGGCCUGCCUGUUCUGUGAGUUCCUGACUCUGUGCAACAUCGUUCUGGACUGCGCCUCCUGCGGCUCCUGCGCCUCCGCGGACUCCUGCUUCUGCUGCUGCUGCGCCUCGGAGGAGUGCGGCGACUGCGACCUGCCCUGCGACAUGGACUGCGGCAUCAUCGACGCGUGCUGCGAGUCCGCAGACUGCCUGGAGAUCUGCAUGGAGUGCUGCGGCCUCUGCUUCUCCUCCUGAUUGGCCCGCGCGCUCGGAGGCGAAGACCAGAGGGGCCGCUCUCAUUGGCUACCCAAGCCUUGCUUGCUGGAGAACGGAGGAGUUGAGACGGGAAAGGUGGGAGAGGGGGCGUGGCCACUCCUUGGAUCAGAGACCGCUGGCUGCCCAAUCAGAAAGUCUGGCUGUUGCUCCGCCCUGGGAUGGUGCCGUACAGACCCGCUAAUCGAGAUGGCGCUCUGUGUUUGUGUCGCUCCGUCUGACUGGUCGCUCUGCGUGAGACGGGCAGUCUUCCUGCCCGGGGGGGGGGGGUAACUCCCCCUGACCCUCGCGAGCCACGCUUCAGUACUGUCUCCUGCCCGGUCCUAUUAGACCGUAGCCGAGCUGCCGAUGGCCAGGUGAGAACACGCUGCAUCGCCUCGCGGAUGCCACGGGAUGUCACCAUGGCAACUUAAGCAAUAGGUAAUACUGCAUUUAACAGGGUGUCUGUAUUUCUGUAGAUAUUAAAAGCCGGCCAGGACAGAGGGGGAAAAAUAUAUAUAUCUAAGUAGAACUUUGGUAAUGUCUGUGGGUAAUAGUCCUUCAGUGUAAUACGGACUGUUUGCUUCUUCACAAUAAGAACAGAGGAAGGAGCUGGCCCUGGGGGUGUUCUCCUGGGAGUACCCCCCCCCCCCUCGCUCUGGGUUCUCAGAACGGGUGUGAGGGUCAGAGGCCUGUCCUGCACAGUCACAGGAGGUCUGGGGAGGCCGUCAACAAAAACGUCAACAGAACCGGACUGAGCAAAGACUUGUGGCAGUGCAUGGUGGGGUAUGAUAGAUGUGUAUAUUUAAUGUGUGUUUUCUGUCAUAUCGGUGUUUACUGAUGCGUCAUGCGUAAAGAUGUGAAGAAGGGAGCCUCUUUCCUGUACGUCCAAGGCUCCCUGUCCCGUGACAUUUCUCAGAUCUUAAUUGUACAUUUUUAGUCUGACUGUCUUAUUUUCUGUGAUGCUGGAAACGGUGUGUGACGCGGUGUCGGUGGGCUGGAGACCGGAAGAAUGUGGUGUGUGUGUGUGUCACUCCAUCGUGAACUCAGUCUGGGUGUGUUUGGUAGUGAGGGUGUGCGGUACCUGUGUGUGUGUCACUCUGUGUGUUUGGUAGUGAGGGUGUGCGGUACCUGUGCGUGUGUCACUCGGUGUGUUUGGUAGUGAGGGUGUGCGGUACCUGUGUGUGUGUCACUCGGUGUGUUUGGUAGUGAGGGUGUGCGGUACCUGUGUGUGUGUCACUCGGUGUGUUUGGUAGUGAGGGUGUGCGGUACCUGUGUGUGUGUCACUCGGUGUGUUUGGUAGUGAGGGUGUGCGGUACCUGUGUGUGUGUCACUCGGUGUGUUUGGUAGUGAGGGUGUGCGGUACCUGUGUGUGUGUCACUCGGUGUGUUUGGUAGUGAGGGUGUGCGGUACCUGUGUGUGUGUUCAGGCAUCCGUCUGUCUGUUACGAAUACCUUCACUGCUGGAAACUGUAGAAAGCAGACGAGUGGUUUCAUGGGAGAAACCGUUUGGUUGGUCCAGCAGCUUUGCAGUGGCCAUGGGCUCGGUGCUUGCUUGGCAUGCUGGGUAGCUGGGUUUCUCCUGGUUUCAUUUUACAGUAAACGUUAGGACUCGUUUUUGAGCUCAUGCUGAUCCAUACGUGGCUACUAAUUAAAAUCUCUGUGAUUAGCAGUAGAAAAAGCCUUUCAGAGAAACAUUCCCGACGCACUUCACAUUCUGUCCACAGCACAGUGAAACACCACAGAGCAGAGUUCUCCAGAGCGAUCUGUGUAGACCUGUACGUCUCUGUUAUGAGUACAAUGUGACGCUAGCUUCUUAUUGUCAGUUCUUGAUUCUGAUGUCACCACGACAAAGAACAGGAAAUGGAACACAACGCAAUUUCCCUUCAUUGUUACUGCUGGUUGUUCAGCGGCAAAGGAUCAUGGGAAAAACCACCCCGCAGGUGCGUUAAGGCACAAGCUUUUCAGAUGACAGUACAAUGGUGUACAGGGACAAUGGUGGCUACACUAGCUAGCAUGUACAUUCUUCAUCUCAACUGUCCAUUCAAACAAAUAGAGAACAAUUAUCCACAAUCAAACGGAUGGAGUUUUCCGUUUCUUUUCUCAAACACAAAAUUGAAAAAUAAAAUGGUAAAAUGCAUCAAACUAUAUCAAUAUAUCAAAAUAUUAUUACUUACACUCAUCUUUGAAGAAAUAAAACAGAACACUGCAAAAAUGUAAGGUUUUAUGAUUAGAGAUCAAGCUUACGUAACAGAGGUCACAAUCACUGGGCCUCACGUUGGAACACUGUAUUUUCUUGCUUGAGAAAGGUACACCAUAAUCACCAGUCCUUACUGAGAAAUCUGACCCAGACUGCUUAAUAGAGUGAAGAAUCAGACUGCUUAAUGGAGAGAAGAUCAGAUUCGUUAGGAGCACUGCUGCUCGUACCUGCUGUACUGAUUGAUCAGAGUACUGUAUUGAUUUAAAACAAAGAAAGAUUUUAGCCUCUGAUAAUUCUUUCAUACUUUGAACUGGAAAAACUGAACAAAGAAAAAGCCAAAGAGCUUUUUGGAUUCCUAUGCAAUUCUCCAAACUGAAACUCCUGUGGUUCAUGACCAUUUCAGACUUGUGUUUUUUUUUUGUUAAAUCUUGUUUUAACAAUUACAAGUAAAACAUGCAUAAACGAACAAAGUAGAAAAGGCUGUGGAUCCUUUUGUAUUUUCUGGAAUAAAGCUGCAUUUUAAAAUCA
Anguilla anguilla (European eel) is the source of this 4397-nucleotide messenger RNA. RefSeq names its product MyoD family inhibitor (gene mdfi). The transcript has 5 exons. The record is from RefSeq and is a predicted model, not a curated record. Bases 909 to 1673 code for a protein of 254 amino acids. NCBI's taxonomy places the organism in Eukaryota, Metazoa, Chordata, Actinopteri, Anguilliformes, Anguillidae.